GUCGUCAAGCCUCACGUACACUUUCACCCCGACACUGAGUUCAUCCGCAUCUCCUCUUUAAGCGCCAAACUUAAAAUGGGCCCUCGAGAUCCCCUCCUCGAGGCUAUGGCCGAAGUUAAGGUCAAUGCCAACCAACUCCGCAAACAAGCCACCAAAGCCGAAUCCAUGUCGCGUGCCCAAGAAGACAAGGCCACCAAGGCCAUGAAAAAAGGCCAGUUCCAAAUCUCGCGCAUCCACGCUGGCUCCGCGAUCCGCGAAAAGCGCCGCUCCAUCACGUUGCUCUCCAAGGCCGCCGAGGCAGACGUGAUAUAUUCCGAUCUCGCGGCGGCCAAAUCGACGCGGGACUCGACGCGGUCGCUGAUGAAAGCGUCCAAGGCGCUGGAUUCGGCGAGCAGAAGCAUCAAUCUCGAGAGAACGCUGGCGAUCGCUAACGCGUUCGUGUCGAGGUCGGAGGAUUUUAAGCUGGCGGGCUCUGCGCUGGAGGGGGUGUCGAGGGACGUGCAGAUGGCGGAGUACGGGGCGGAGGGCGCCGAAGAUGAGGUUGAUAAGUUGAUGGAGAGGUUGGCGGAUAAUGCUGGAGUGGAUUUGAGGCAGAAUUUGGAGGAGAAUGCCGCGCCGAGCGAUGAGAUUGGCGUCAAGGCGGGGAAGCAGAAGGAACCGGAUUUCGAGGAUGGGUUGGCGGGCAGGCUGAGAGCGCUGAGAUCAUAGAUUGUGACUCCCUUUUUGGUCUUCUUCUUUCUUGGAAUUUCGCUGCAUGCUCCUGCGCCCGCCCAGCUCCACUCCGCUGGGAUAGAUUGAUGGGUGACGAUGGAUACGUCUUUCCCUUGUUUGUGAUUUCUUCUUGUGUCUUCAGGUGUCCCGGGAUGGCGUUUUGGGGGGAGGGUUCUGUGUAGAUUGGGGCUUCGAACAAUACACUAUAAUAUCUCUACCU
This is a messenger RNA of Coccidioides posadasii C735 delta SOWgp, 931 nucleotides long. RefSeq names its product Vacuolar-sorting protein SNF7 (gene DID2). Lineage: Eukaryota; Fungi; Ascomycota; Eurotiomycetes; Onygenales; Onygenaceae. Gene Ontology annotation, cellular component: multivesicular body; ESCRT III complex. The record is from RefSeq and is a predicted model, not a curated record. Gene Ontology annotation, biological process: protein transport; endosome transport via multivesicular body sorting pathway; late endosome to vacuole transport.